Molecule: messenger RNA, 1723 nt
Organism: Cuscuta campestris
Lineage: Eukaryota; Viridiplantae; Streptophyta; Magnoliopsida; Solanales; Convolvulaceae
Source: the annotation of a GenBank genome assembly
CUAAAGACUUUGCCCAUUUCUAUUUCCUUGCCUAGAGAAGUAGAGAACUGUUCUUUUUUUUUUCUUACUUGUUUAUGCACUUACAUUUCAAGAAAGAAGGAAUGAAAGUCUGUGCUUUCUUUAGCAGAAGUGAGAAAGAGAUGAGCUUUGCAGUGGUGUUUCUGGUGUGCUUUGCAGUUUGGUGCAAUGGGGAAGAAGAAGCUCCAUUAAUGGAGGAAACAGAGCAAGAAGCUCUUUACAGUGCCAUUCAAGGCUUUGUGGGCAAGCAGUGGAAUGGUUCUGAUCUCUAUCCUGAUCCUUGUGGUUGGACUCCUAUUCAGGGAGUGUCUUGUGACCUUUUCAAUGGAGUCUGGCAUGUUACAGACAUGAGCAUUGGACCUGUUCAUGAAAACUCUCUUCAGUGCUCCCAAAACCCAGAAUUUACCCACCAUUUGUUCUCACUCAAACACCUCAAAUCCCUCUCAUUCUUCGCCUGCUUCCUCUACCCACACAGAAACCCUGUCUCCAUCUCCUCUCUCCCCUGGGAAUCACUGUCCGAAACCCUCGUGUCCGUCGAGUUCCGCUCCAACCCCGGGCUCGUCGGGCAGGUCCCCAGCUCAUUCGGAGCGCUGACAAAGCUCGAGUCUCUGGUUCUCGUCGGAAACGGGCUGUCGGGCAAUCUGCCCGUGGAAAUCGGAAACUUCGGGCUCUUGAGGAGGCUCGUUCUCUCCGGGAACCAUUUCACGGGGCAGGUCCCGGGCAGCUUCGGCGGGCUGAGAAGCCUCCUGAUCUUCGAUCUCAGCAGGAACUCUCUCUCCGGCGCGCUGCCCGCCUCCCUCGGGCAGCUGGGCUCCCUCCUGAAGCUUGACCUGAGCAAGAACAGACUCGGCGGGAAGAUUCCCGGGGAGAUUGGGGAUCUGAAGAACCUGACACUGUUGGACCUCAGCGGCAACAAUUUCGCCGGAGGGCUGCCCAGAGAAGUCCUAAAGAUGGAGUCUUUACAGGAAUUGGUGGCAUCAGACAACCCUACACUGGGGGGGACCCUGGUGGGGCUGGACUGGGGUAACCUCAGAGGGUCCCUAUCAGUCCUGGACAUGUCCAAUGCAAAGUUGACAGGGGGAAUACCAGAGUCCAUAAUGGCUCUGGAGAAGCUCAGAUUCUUGGGGCUCAAUGAUAACAACCUAACAGGGGAGAUACCUUCAAGAAUUGCAGACCUGCCAAACAUAGCUGCAGUUUACCUGAAUGGCAACAAUCUGACAGGGGAGCUUCAAUUCCCUGAGGGGUAUUAUGGGAAGAUGGGGAGAAGGUUGGGGCUUUGGGGCAACCCAAACCUGUGCUACCCCUUUGGGUCAACUGGGAAGGUCCCCUUUGGUGUAAAGGCUUGUCAGCAGCAGCAGCAGCAACAAGAUGUCACCACCACCACCACCACCCUUGGUGCUGAUGUCACCAAUUCCAUGUUUGGCAGUGGGGAUAGCAGGAAAGGAGAUGAAGAUUUAAAUUCUUUGAUCUCCUUGGGAAUCUCAAGCCACUUUGGCAUUUGGAAAACUCUUCUGGCUCAACUGCUUAUUAUUGCUCAUCUAUAGAAUAUUGGUGGGGUGGGGGGGGGGAUGGGGUGGGGGUGGGGGUUAGAAUCUCAAAGAAGCUAUGGCCUCUGGAUAUAACCAUCUUUAGUAACAAUCUAACUUCACUCUUACCCCCUAUUUGGAAGACAGAAUAAGAGAGGAAAGAAAAUCUAUGGAAAAUG